This is a messenger RNA of Closterium sp. Naga37s-1, 813 nucleotides long. The record is from the annotation of a GenBank genome assembly. Lineage: Eukaryota; Viridiplantae; Streptophyta; Zygnematophyceae; Desmidiales; Closteriaceae.
AUGAGUGAUGGAGUGACUGCUAUCGCCCGAGGGAGCAGUGGAAGUGCAGUGAGGGUGAGUGCUACCGUCCCAGAGACUGCUAUCGCCCGAGGGAGCAGUGGAAGUGCAGUGAGGGUGAGUGCUACCGUCCCAGAGACUGCUAUCGCCCGAGGGAGCAGUGGAAGUGCAGUGAGGGUGAGUGCUACCGUCCCAGAGACUGCUAUCGCCCGAGGGAGCGGUGGAAGCACAUUUGGGAGAGGUGGGCGGCGAGCAGGUGGGCAUCCACUGGCUUCUGCAGCACACCGUCAAAUCCCCCCUCUGCACACCUCUGCACCACUCCACGAUCCACGUCUGCCGUCAGAGCCACUAUGGGCACCCGCAGGGAGACAGCCUGGGCACUCAAAGAAGCAGCAGCAGCAGCAGCAGCAGCAGCAGCAGCAGCAGCAGCAGCAGCAGCAGCAGCAGCAGCAGCAGCAGCAGCAGCAGCAGCAGCAGCAGCAGCAGCAGCAGCAGCAGCAGCAGCAGCAGCAGCAGCAGCAGCAGCAGCAGCAGCAGCAGCAGCAGCAGCAGCAGCAGCAGCAGCAGCAGCAGCAGCAGCAGCAGGCAGCAGCGUUAGCAGCUUCUAGCUCAUGCCCCGCCUGUGCAUCUCUCCCGCCACUGCUGCUCUCCCCCCUGCGCUCUCCCAUAUGUCCCCCUGCUGUAUGCUUCCCUGCUGCACGCUUCCCUGUUGCCCUCCCAUACUUCCCUCUGAAGCCAAUGCUCCUUGCUGCUCCCUUUCCUCCUCCCUCCCCUGCUCUCUUCCCUGCUGUGCCUCUUGUGCCAUGCCCAGCAUAA